Messenger RNA from Erigeron canadensis, 2088 nucleotides. Its product is annotated as zinc transport protein ZntB-like. The record is from RefSeq and is a predicted model, not a curated record. Gene Ontology annotation, biological process: transmembrane transport; metal ion transport. Gene Ontology annotation, cellular component: membrane. Bases 121 to 1713 code for a protein of 530 amino acids. Gene Ontology annotation, molecular function: metal ion transmembrane transporter activity. The transcript has 8 exons. NCBI's taxonomy places the organism in Eukaryota, Viridiplantae, Streptophyta, Magnoliopsida, Asterales, Asteraceae.
GCCACCGCCUAAAAAACUUCACGAACGCAUAAAUAAACAAAAAGAAAAAAUAAAACAGUAUACAAUUUUACUCAAAUAUGUAGCUUCGAUGAUUGAAUAACCUGUGAUGUAUGUGCAUUCAUGAAUAAUAUGAAAAACUACGACAAUCAAAAACAUCAAACCGGUAAGGAUGCCAUGGCGGGUUAUGUCUUGUGGACUGAUGGACUAAUUUGUGCUUUUGAAGCUAAACGUGGCCACAGGAAGUGUAGACCUCAGGAUAUAAUCGGGUGGAAGAAAAACGGAUCCAAAAAUGGAAUACCCGAUGGUUUGGAUGACAACGUUUAUAAUACUGAACAUUGUAUAGGGCCGGUUAAUGAUACUACUACUAUAUAUACUGGAAAUUAUUGGAUACCGAUUGGGUGGUCUAGGAUUGCUCAACUUGUGGAGAAAAUUCAAGUUGAUGGCUACUGGGAAACUGAAAAUGUAGAGUUUGAAAUUGAUGAUAAUGAAGUCACGGUUGCAGAUAUUGCUGUGCCAUUUAGGGAACGACCCGUAGGGCCUACUUGGUGGUGUCAUGUUGAUGCAGGACAUCCUUCUGUUAGUUCUUGGUUGAGUAACUCGAAAUGGUUACAUCCGGCUAUCAGCAUUGCUUUACGAGAUGAAAGUAAACUUAUAAGUGAACGUAUGAAGCACCUUCUUUACGAGGUUCCUGUCAGGGUUGCAGGUGGAUUGUUAUUUGAACUAUUAGGACAGUCAGCUGGUGAUCCAUAUGUUGAAGAAGAUGAUAUUCCAGUAGUACUAAGAUCAUGGCAAGCACAGAACUUCCUAGUUACUGCAUUGCAUGUCAAAGGUUAUGCAACAAACAUCAAUGUGCUAGGAGUUUCGGAAGUCCAGGAGCUGCUUGCUGCAGGAGGUAGUAAUCUACCACAAACGAUUCAUGAAGUUAUUGCACUUCUAGCAUGCCGUCUUGCCCGUUGGGAUGAUAGACUGUUUAGGAAAUACAUUUUUGGAGCAGCAGAUGAAGUUGAACUGAAGUUCAUGAACAGGAGAAACCAUGAGGAUUUGCAUCUAUUCAGCAUAAUAUUGAACCAAGAAAUCAGAAGGUUAUCUUCACAGGUGAUAAGAGUCAAGUGGUCUCUACAUGCCAGAGAAGAAAUUGUUUUUGAGCUCCUUCAACAUUUGAGAGGUAAUGCAGCAAAGCGUUUGCUGGAAGGAGUAACAAAGAGUACUAGGCAAAUGAUUGAGGAGCAAGAAGCAGUACGCGGACGUUUGUUUACAGUACAAGAUGUCAUGCAGAGUACUGUCAGGGCCUGGUUACAGGAUAAAAGCCUGCGUGUGACACAUAAUCUAGGAGUCUUUGGUGGUUGUGGUCUUGUUCUUUCCAUCAUCACUGGUCUCUUUGGGAUAAACGUGGACGGAAUUCCCGGAUCAGAAAAUUCACCAUAUGCAUUUCUGCUAUUUUCUUGUAUUCUUGUUCUUCUAGGCAUUGUGCUGAUCUUCAUAGGCUUACUCUACCUUGGACUUAAAAACCCCGCCAUGGAGGAGGAAGUUGAGGUCAGAAGAUUAGAGUUACAAGAACUUGUAAAAAUGUUCCAGAAAGAGGCAGAAUCUCAUGCUCAACUUCGGAAAUCUGAUUCAAAAACCCAUAUGUAUUCACCUCCUGCAUCUGCCAUACUACCUGGCAAUUCUGAUAGUUAUGUUCUUAUGCCCUCAGAAGGCAGAACAACACGCUGAUCCAAGGUAAUGCGAUGAUUGAAUCAAUGCUGAUUCAAGGUAAUAUGAUGCUUAUAACAAAUGCUGAUUCAAGAUAAUGUGAUGAUAAUAGAGUAAUAGGUAUGUUCAUGCCAUUGUCAUUAGGAACGGAUAACUUUUCUUCAAUAACUAUCUUGUAAACAUAGAAAUGAACAUUGUAUAUUGCUUAAAUGAGCCUUUUUGGGCAAACAAUUCCGAUUCUGACAGAUUUUCUUAGAUAGCAAGGUGGGCAAAUUAAGCACCUGUUGGUAACUAGUAAAAUAGUGCGGUAGUUAGCCCGUGUCGUUUUAUAGUAUAGGUCAAAAGUUGGUAGACCCACAGAUGCUUUAUCGUGAGCAAAGAUGGUGCUAUACACAA